GAGCCAUCAUAUAGCGUCCCAUCUAAAUCAUCCGCGCAUCUGGAUUCAGUCAUUCCAUAAGCAAGCAGCAGGUAGAGAAAUUGAUCGAUGGCCGGAGGCGGAGUAGAGUUGGUCACGAACGCAUGGAAGGAAUGGAGUCUCCAAGCGCUGGUGCUGCUAAGCUUAACGCUCCAGGUGACGCUCCUCAUCUUGGCGGAGUUCCGCCGGCACAUCGACUCCGGCGUGGUAAGGGCCUUCGUCUGGUCGGCGUACAUGCUGGCCGACACGACAGCGAUCUACGUGCUUGGGCACCUGUCCGUGCUGGCCAGCAGGUCGCCCGAGCACGAGCUCAUGGCGCUCUGGGGGCCGUUCCUGCUGGUGCACCUGGGUGGGCAGGACAACAUCACCGCCUACGCCCUCGAGGACAGGAAGCUGUGGCUGCGCCACCUGCAGACGCUCGUCGUGCAGGUGGCCGCAGCCGCGUACGUCGUCUACGUGUUCUCCGUCGUCGUCGCCGUCGCCGGCGACAGCCGUUCUCUGCUCCUGCCGGCGACCAUCCUCGUGUCUUUGGUCGGUGUCGUCAAGUACGGGGAAAGAGUGUGGGCGCUCAGGUUCGACGGUUGCAAGCCAACUGAAGGGUAUGACGAUAUAAAUUACGAUGGUCCUCCAGGAGAGUCUCAGAAGUUUCUGGAUAGCCCAGCUUUCACAGAUCGCUCGGAUGCAGAAGCCUUCCUACUAAAAGCUCACCUGCUCAUGGAUUUUGCCAAGGGGUUCUUCAAAUGGGGGCCUUUAUCUGAUCUACCUGUGAGAAUGACUCCAGCAUCAGCGUUGGAUACGCGGCCGCAACAGGAGGAAGUAUUCAAGGUGGUCGAGAUGCAGCUCUCCCUCAUCCACGAUCUUUUCUACACCAAGGCGGAGGUCACGCACACUUGGUACGGCCUCUGCCUCCGUCUACUCUCGUCGCUGGCCAUCGGCGUCGCCUUCUUGCUGUUCAAUAUACUGCUCUUGUUCGACGGCCAUCGUCGUAAGCUCAAGGGCGGUUACAGUUGCAGCAGGGUAGAUGUCGUUGUCACCUACGUCCUCUUCGUUGGGGCCGUCGUCCUGGAGACUACGUCGCUUCUCAGGGCCAUGCUCUCGAGCUGGACAUUUGCUCUGCUUGUACAAUGGUGUACGGACAUGGACAGCGGACUGGGCGACGAGAUUACCAAUGCACAACGGCUAGGGAUUGCUGUGCGCACUUUCCUUGCCCGUGUGCUUGUGUCUCUUCGCCGGCUGGUCCGUGCGGCGGACCGGAGACGGAGGCGCAGCUGGUCACGCUCCAUGGGCCAGCAGAACCUGAUCCGGCUGUGCACGCGCAGCAGGGCCAGCCGGAGCAGCAGGGUGGCAAGGUGGAUGGGGGUCGAAGACCGGUGGAACACCUGGGCCUACUCGUGGUCCGUCCCUGUCUCGGAGUGCGUCAGGCGGCAGUUGCUGAAGAGCAUCGAGCAGCUGCAGGAGGAUAGCGUAGCGGAGAUCUCCGGCCAUAUCGACGCAGGGGAGUAUAACAAGGGCGCGGACCUAGAGGCGAGGCAAUGGGGUCGUAGCGCGCUCAAGCGCAGGAGACUGCACAAGAGGCUGGCGUGGAGUGUGGAGCUCAAGAUGGAGGAGAGCAUCCUCGUCUGGCACAUCGCCACCGACGUCUACCUGCAGCGGCGGCGCAAGGCGGAUGAGGAGGAGGAGCAAGCGGCGGAGCUCGCCGAGGCGGCCCGGGCGCUCUCCAACUACAUGCUCUUCCUGCUGGCGGCGCAGCCGGAGAUGCUGCCUCCGAGUGCCAGCCGCGACCCGUACGUGUACGCGUGCUACGAUAUUCUCCAGCUCGCUGGUCUGGACUGCAGCUCGGAUGAACAGGUGCUCUGCUUGCUAGGACGCUACGCAGAAGAUGACCAGCCCGAGGUCCCCUGUGACUUCAACAAAACGCUGCGCCAAGCCGCCAAGGAUGCAGGCUGGGCGCGUUCCUCAUCGGCCUUCAGCAGCAAGGCUCGCCUGGAGCUGCUGGUGACACGCUAGAGAUGAUCUGCCAGGUAUGGGCGGAUAUGCUGUGCUACGCGGGGCACGGAUGCGGUGCACAGUCGCAUGCCAAGCAGCUCAGCCGCGGCGGCGAGCUCCUCACGGUUGCUGCGCUUGUAGCGAAAUACGCGGCAUCGCAGGAAUUGGACAAUGAUUACGAUGAUUAGAGCAUCUCCAAGAGACUCUAUAUAUUAUGUUAGUUAAAUUUGGAUAUUGUACUCCUUCAUAAAAAUAGAAAACCAUCUAAUUCUAUGGGGUAGUCCAAGAG
Messenger RNA from Panicum virgatum (switchgrass), 2293 nucleotides. RefSeq lists its product as uncharacterized. Lineage: Eukaryota; Viridiplantae; Streptophyta; Magnoliopsida; Poales; Poaceae. The record is from RefSeq and is a predicted model, not a curated record. The transcript has 2 exons. The coding region runs from base 88 to 2025 and encodes 645 amino acids.